AUGGCAGGUGGUGACAGAGCAGGACCAGUCAGGCUCCUUGCCCCACCCCAGGGUGGGGGGCAGGCCAGGGAUACUGAGAAUCCUUCUCCUGCAGAUGACGUGGGCUGCGUGGUGCCAGCCGAGUGCCUGCGGGCUUGCGGGGUCGAAAUCGGCUGCUCCAACAUCGCCUACCCCAAGCUGGUCAUGGAGCUGAUGCCCACAGGUCUGCGGGGGCUGAUGGUUGCUGUGAUGAUGGCUGCGCUCAUGUCCUCGCUGACCUCCAUCUUCAACAGCAGCAGCACCCUCUUCACCAUGGACAUCUGGAAGCGGCUGCGGCCCCGUGCAGGCGAGCGGGAGCUGCUACUGGUGGGACGGCUGGUCAUCGUGGUGCUCAUCGGCGUGAGUGUGGCUUGGAUCCCCGUCCUGCAGGGCUCCAACGGCGGGCAGCUCUUCAUCUACAUGCAGUCGGUGACCAGCUCCCUGGCCCCACCAGUGACCGCAGUCUUCGUCCUGGGCAUCUUCUGGCGGCGGGCCAAUGAGCAGGGAGCCUUCUGGGGCCUGAUGGCGGGGCUGGCGGUGGGUGCCACGAGGCUGGUGCUGGAGUUCUUGCACCCAGCCCCACUCUGCGGCCAGCCCGACACACGGCCCCCCAUCCUCCUUGGUGUCCACUACUUGCACUUCGCCGUGGCCCUCUUCCUGCUCAGCGGGGCUGUGGUGGUAGCUGGGAGCCUGCUGACGCCACACCCCCAGGGUGUCCAGAUCCAGAGCCUGACCUGGUGGACUCUGGCUCAGGACCUGCCCUCAGGAGUGAAAACAGGUGAUGGCCGAGCAUCCCAGAGACAUGCCUUCUGGGCUCGCGUCUGCGGUGUCAACGCCAUCCUCCUUAUGUGCGUCAACAUCUUCUUCUACACCUACUUCGCCUGA
Messenger RNA from Rangifer tarandus platyrhynchus (Svalbard reindeer), 903 nucleotides. The record is from the annotation of a GenBank genome assembly. Lineage: Eukaryota; Metazoa; Chordata; Mammalia; Artiodactyla; Cervidae.